Messenger RNA from Arachis stenosperma, 2906 nucleotides. RefSeq names its product mitogen-activated protein kinase 15-like. Gene Ontology annotation, biological process: intracellular signal transduction; protein phosphorylation. The transcript has 10 exons. The coding region runs from base 722 to 2407 and encodes 561 amino acids. The record is from RefSeq and is a predicted model, not a curated record. Gene Ontology annotation, molecular function: MAP kinase activity; ATP binding. Lineage: Eukaryota; Viridiplantae; Streptophyta; Magnoliopsida; Fabales; Fabaceae. Gene Ontology annotation, cellular component: nucleus; cytoplasm.
CUCUGUUUCAGAACUCAAACACCAUAGAGCCUUCUUCAGCUUCAAGUACACGGUCUCUUUCUCUUUCUCUUUCUCUCUCUCUGAUUCGAAAGUUCGAUUUUUUAGUUUUUCUUCAGUCCCAAUUGUUCGUUUCAAUCUCUGUAGUGUUCUUCUUCAACUUUUCCACUUUCUGCAGCACAAGAAAAUCGAAUCUUAAUCUGCUCCGAAAUUCCAAGCAUUUCGCUUUUUUCUGUGCCUCUUUUGUAUUAUUAUAUUUUGUUUUAUUCAUUCCUUUAAGCGGUGUUAGUGAUCAUCGCCACAGUUGAUAGAUCCUUCAAUUUUUUUCUUCCUCUCUGCUGAUUCUCAGCUAAAUUGCUUACAACAAAAAAAUGGUUCUUCCACGUGAUCUGUAACAUUGGCAUUUUCAGCUACAUUUUUGGUACUACCGCCAAAUUGUCUUGGUUUAUCUUGUUCUUGUUUCCACACUUUUAUGUUCAUUUGUUUCAAUUGCACUUGUCUUUUUAGCCGCCAAAGUGCCAAACUUUGUUGGGUCUGUUCUCAUAUUCGGCUGUCUUCAACUUUGAAUUGAAAAGUUCUCUCCUUUGUCUAUUUCUCUUUCUUGUUGGUGGCACUUUGAUCAGCCCCUUUUGAUCCCUUGAUUUUCGGAGUAGAAGUGGAGUACAGUGAUCUGAAUUUAUCUUUUAGCUUAAAUCAUUGACUGGUUUUAUGCUUGGCUUCAAAGAUGAUGCAUGAUCAUAGAAAAAAGUCCUCUGUAGAUGUAGAUUUCUUUACAGAGUAUGGUGAAGGGAGUAGAUACAAAAUAGAGGAAGUAAUUGGCAAAGGAAGUUAUGGUGUUGUUUGCUCUGCAUAUGAUACACACACUGGAGAAAAGGUUGCAAUAAAGAAGAUAAAUGAUAUAUUUGAACAUGUCUCUGAUGCUACUCGCAUUCUUCGGGAGAUCAAGCUUCUUAGACUCUUACGCCAUCCUGAUAUUGUGGAGAUUAAGCAUAUUUUGUUACCUCCUUCUAGAAGGGAAUUCAAGGAUAUAUAUGUUGUUUUUGAACUAAUGGAAUCUGAUUUACAUCAGGUCAUCAAAGCAAAUGAUGAUUUGACUCGAGAACAUUACCAGUUUUUUCUUUAUCAGCUUCUUCGAGGCUUGAAGUAUAUACACACAGCAAAUGUUUUUCACCGAGAUCUAAAGCCGAAAAACAUUUUAGCAAAUGCCGACUGCAAAUUGAAGAUUUGUGACUUUGGUCUUGCUAGAGUGGCUUUCAACGAUACACCAACUGCUAUAUUCUGGACUGAUUAUGUUGCUACAAGGUGGUAUAGAGCUCCUGAGUUGUGCGGAUCCUUUUUCUCCAAGUAUACACCAGCAAUAGACAUAUGGAGCAUUGGCUGCAUUUUUGCAGAACUAUUAACUGGAAAACCUCUUUUCCCUGGGAAGAAUGUUGUCCAUCAAUUGGACCUCAUGACUGAUUUUCUCGGGACACCAUCUCAUGAAGCCAUAGCUAGGGUAAGGAACGAAAAAGCUCGGAGAUACUUGAGCAGCAUGCGUAGGAAGAAGCCAGUUCCUUUCUCCCAGAAGUUUCCUAAUGCAGACCCCCUUGCCCUUCGUUUGUUAGAAAGAAUGCUGGCAUUUGAGCCUAAGGAUCGACCUACUGCUGAUGAGGCUCUAGCUGAUCCAUAUUUCAAAGGCUUGGCCAAGGUUGAGAGAGAGCCUUCUGCUCAGCCAGUUACCAAGAUGGAAUUUGAAUUUGAGAGACGCAGGAUAACAAAGGAAGAUGUACGAGAACUCAUAUACCGAGAGGCUUUGGAGUACCAUCCAAAAAUGUUAAAGGAACAUCUAGAGGGAGCAGAGCCAACAGGUUUCAUGUAUCCGAGUGCUGUUGACCACUUCAAGAAGCAAUUUGCAUAUCUCGAGGAGCAUUACGGAAAAGGUGGAACCGUUACUCCACCUGAAAGGCCACAUGCAUCAUUACCCAGGCCAUGUGUACUAUAUUCAGAUAAGUCGAAACCGAAUGUAUCUGAGGUUGCAGAAGAUCUCUCAAAGUGUAGCAUAAGAGAAAGUGAGAAGCCAGCCAUAGAUAGGAAUGGUGUUAUGCCGUUGACCAAGCCUCCUUUACAUGCUCCUCAAAAUAUUCAAGGCAUAGCUGCCCGGUCUGGGAGAGUUGCUGGUUCGGCGUUGAAUUACAACAACUGUGGGGUAGCAGUGACAGCAGAGGCUGCUCAGCGGAGGAUGGUUAGAAAUCCACCUGUAUCGACACAAUAUGCUGCUUCUAGCUGUUCAUAUCCUAGAAGAAACCCGAGCUGUAAAACCGAAAGGCCAGAAGACAAUGGUAUUGAAGGUUCUAACGGACUUCAACCGAAGCCUCAAUACAUGGCACGAAAAGUUGCAGCCGCUCAAGGUGGAGCUGGUGGUCAUUGGUAGAGGUUUUACGAGUAAUUUGUGGCCAACCACUGCCUUAUGCCAUGCGAGCUGAUAUCCCGGUUCUUGUCCCAUUCCUGAACCAAGAUCAAUCAUCUUGAUUGAACAAAAGGUUUGAUUGGCAAAACCUUGAACUGAAUCUGGGAGGUAAAAUCACUGGGAGAAGUUUUCUCAGAUCUUAAAGCACGAUGCUUCACCAAUAUGAGGUUUGGAAGGGGGGUUUCUAUAUGAUGAAUUUGUUGCUCUACACUUGAUUAAUAAAAGAGAAUACGAAGCAUGAAAUGGAAGCAGUGCAGUUGCUGCCCACAAAUUUGUGGUGUUCUCUAUUGAAUAGAUAUAUAAAUUAUAAAGUGUAUUAGCCCUGAAAUUUUGGGCAUCGUAACAAUGAUAUAUUUUAGCCGUUUAACUUUCCUGCUUUUGGUCAGAAUAAUCGUUCUCCCUUGUCAUGUCUUCUAUUUGUUCUCUCUAUAGGCUGAAUGAAUGGUCAUAAAAACUAAUCGAA